ACGAGUCGGCGGUGUGAGCGAGUAUCCAUCUUGAACCGCGGUUGUGGAGCUUCGCCAAUAAGCCGGGUGCUACAAAAUCUGUAAGCAUGGCCGAUGAACAGCAGUUCAUGGAGACCUCCGAGAACGGAGAGGAGAUGAACGGAGCUGAGGCCCAAAUCGACUCGGGAGAGACCCAGAACGGAGCAGAAGGAGGACAGAUCGAAGCCAGCAAGUCCGAGGAGGACGCCGGCAAAAUGUUUGUUGGUGGUCUUAGCUGGGAUACAAGCAAAAAAGAUCUUAAAGACUAUUUCUCAAAGUUUGGCGAGGUGAUGGACUGUACUAUCAAAAUAGACUCCAACACAGGAAGGUCACGUGGCUUUGGUUUCAUCCUUUUCAAAGAAGCAUCAAGUGUGGAUAAGGUAAUGGUGCAAAAGGAACAUAGGCUAGAUGGGCGACAGAUUGAUCCCAAGAAAGCAAUGGCAAUGAAGAAGGAUCCUGUUAAGAAAAUAUUUGUUGGAGGCCUUAACCCUGAAACAACAGAAGAAAAGGUUAAGGAGUACUUUGGGGCUUUUGGAGAGAUUGAAACUGUUGAGCUUCCCACAGAUCCAAAAACAAGCAAAAGGAGGGGCUUUGUGUUCAUUACUUAUAAGGAGGAGGUGCCUGUCAAAAAGAUCCUAGAGAAGAAAUACCACACUGUUAAUGGAAGCAAGUGUGAAAUUAAAGUUGCCCAGCCUAAAGAGGUCUACCAGCAGCAGCAGUAUGGUGCCCGUGGUGGCUUUGGCGGUCGUGGCAGGGGACGUGGUGGCCAACAACCAAGUUGGAACCAGGGAUAUAACAACUACUGGAACCAGGGCUAUGGCAGUCAGGGUUAUGGCUAUGGUGGCCAGCAAGCCUAUGGCAGCUAUGGAGGUUACGGAAACUACGACUAUUCUUCUGGCUACUACGGUGGUUAUAGUGGUGGAUAUGACUACAACCAGGGCAAUGCGAGCUAUGGGAAAACUCCAAGACGUGGAGGCCACCAGAGUAGCUACAAGCCAUACUGAUCACAUGUAGUGCAGGCCCUAAGUAUUUUCAAUCCAAGAACCCGUAACAGCAGCAGAAAGGUCAUUCAAGAUGGAACUCUACUUUUUGGUAUGAUGGGACACAUGCUCCAUUUGUACAGGACAAUGGAUGAAUGGGGAAACUGUCUCUUCCACAAUUUUUAUUUUAUUUUGUCCACAUUUCCAGUGAUGGAAGUGUAAUUUUUACUGUACUUUUUGGUACCUUUUUUCAAUCUAUUAUAUUGUAUGGUUGUAUUUUACAUGUCAACUGAAUUUACAGCAUUUAAAAAUAUCAUGAGCUAUCGAAGCUUUUUGAAAUAAAACCUUUGUGAUUUUUUUCUGGUGUUUCAAGAUUUACUGUUGCUGAACGUUGCAUGCCUGCAAAACUGCACAGAGGGGAGGGGUAAUGAAGGUUUUUUGGUUUUUGUAACAUUGUCUAAUGUCAGCAUUUGAGUUGCAUUUUUGGCAUUUGCCAAUUAUUUGUUUUCACUUUAAUUUCAUAGCUGUUCUAAUGGUAACCAGUAAAUAUUAAACUUUGCCUGCAAAAGGAGUUUAAAGGCUUUUGAUGCCUUGAUUAAAUCUCAUUCCUUUAGUGUAAUUGAUAGAAAUAAACAUUUUGUUUAAUA
Molecule: messenger RNA, 1645 nt
Organism: Trichomycterus rosablanca
Lineage: Eukaryota; Metazoa; Chordata; Actinopteri; Siluriformes; Trichomycteridae
Product: heterogeneous nuclear ribonucleoprotein A/B-like
Exons: 9
Coding region: 87-1022 (311 amino acids)
Biological process (GO): regulation of gene expression
Cellular component (GO): chromatin; nucleoplasm
Molecular function (GO): RNA binding
Source: RefSeq, a predicted model, not a curated record